This is a messenger RNA of Monopterus albus (swamp eel), 633 nucleotides long. RefSeq names its product sarcoplasmic reticulum histidine-rich calcium-binding protein-like. The record is from RefSeq and is a predicted model, not a curated record. The transcript is spliced from 6 exons. NCBI's taxonomy places the organism in Eukaryota, Metazoa, Chordata, Actinopteri, Synbranchiformes, Synbranchidae. Gene Ontology annotation, molecular function: calcium ion binding. Bases 1 to 633 code for a protein of 210 amino acids.
AUGGCACCUGUGAAUGGCUGGGUAGUGGGGCUGCUUCUGGUGAGCCUGUGCCCACCUCAGAUCCUACUCUCUGGUGCAGCGAGUGCUCAGAACAUGGCUGACACAGAGGCAGACCUUCAGACCAGAAAUGCUGAGGAGGAUGUGGAAGAAACAGGCAAAAACACUGAGGAGGAAGCAGAGGAGGAUGGAGCUGCUGAGGAAGAGGAGGAAGACACUACAGAUGAGGAAGAGGAGGGUGAAGAAGAGGAUGACGAGGUUAAUGCUGAUAAGGAAGCUGAAAGUGAAGAGGAAGAGGAUGAUAGUGAUAGUGAUGACUCUGAUGAAGAGGUUGCAGAGGAAGAUGAUGAUGAGCCUGAAGGUGAUGACACAACAGAAAACCAGGACGACACAAGUGAAGAGGAGGCCGCCACUGACAAGCUGCAGUUCCACUCUGGCUCUUUGUGUAGUGUCUGCUCCAUCUGUGAGCACUGUUCUAAUAACUGUGACAACUGCCCCUGUGAAGAGGGAGAUCAGUCCGAUCACUGUGAGCACUGCCAAGGAUGCUCAUCCUGCUACAUUUGCCCCAUACUGUGUGACACAAUUUGCACACCAGGAGGCCUCAUUGAUGAGCUGACUGGGUCCCUCUAUCAGUAA